UGGUCGUGUUUUAAGUUUUUCGGAGGUUGGAGAUCGUAACGGUUUCCCUGUAUUCGUGUUUCUUGGAAUGGGUUGUGUACGUUACUUUAUUGCUUUUUUCGAUGAUCUCGCAGCAAGUUAUGGUCUAAGAUUAAUUUGUCCUGAUCGACCUGGUGUUGGACUAUCUGAUAAUGUAAAAGUUGAAGAACAACAAGUAUUAAAAUGGCCAGAGGUAAUCGAAGAAUUAUGUGACAUAAUGAGCAUCAAUAAAUUCUUUAUUAUGGCACAUAGUGCUGGUGCACCUUAUGCGCUUGCUUGUGCCUUGAAAAUGCCUGAACGAUUACAAGGCACCGUUUACCUCGUAUGUCCUUGGGUGAGCACAGCAAUUGCCAAUAAUUUCAAAUGGCUACGAUAUGUUCCAACUCCGAUCAUGAAAUUUACAAACACCGCUGGAAUAUCAUUACAACAAAUGCUUUACGGUCGACAACCAUACGCCACUAAACCAUCAUCACAUCGAAAUUCAGGGGCACUAGCAUCCCCAUUAUCAAGUCUCGAUAAGAAACAGCAAUUAGGCCUCGCUAUCUUAAAAGCUUCCUUCGCAGAAAAUCUUGCUGGUGCUAAUAAUGAUCUAUUAAUGUGUUUUGAACGACGCCAUGCUUUUGGUUUCUCUUAUACUGACGUAAAUCAUCCGGUGCACGUUUUCCAUGGUACAAAAGAUGAGCGGAUUCCUGUGUCGGCAGUCAAAUGGAUGGAAGACGAAAUGCCUCAGUGUAAAUUAACAUUGAUCACAGGUGGAAAACAUUCGUUGCUGCUACGUGCUGAAGUAGUUGACACGAUAUUCAAAUCGAUUGCUGUCCAAUUACACGUAGAAGAUGAAUAUGACGAUAAUGAGCUAAAUGUUAUUGACGGUGAUGAGCAAGUAAAACAACAAUCAAAGAAAUCAUCGAAUCGACGACGCAGUCUACCAUUAAAAAUCAGAAAUUCCAAAAGUCUUAAAUUUAAUUCGAGAAAGUCAACCGGAAAACUUAAAACACGACCACUUUUUAGACGAACACGUUGA
Ambispora leptoticha is the source of this 1039-nucleotide messenger RNA. The record is from the annotation of a GenBank genome assembly. Lineage: Eukaryota; Fungi; Glomeromycota; Glomeromycetes; Archaeosporales; Ambisporaceae.